AAUAAAGGAGAUAUCAUUAACUCGAUAAUGCAAUCUAAGUAACAUUCCUCUGAAAAGUGAGGGCAGAGGGUGAAUGAUCGGUUGGUUAGCUCAGUGGGAGAGUGGACUGUUUGCACUCCUUAUACUGAGUAACACAGUGGUCAAUAGUGUGUGUGUGUGUGUGUGUGUGUGAGUGUGUGUGUGUGUGUGUGUGUGCGUGUGUGUGUGUGUGUGUGUGUGUGUGUAAGGGAAAAAGAGAUCUGGACUAAAAGAAGAACAGUGACAUAAAAUGUUGAAUCCUGAGGUCAAAGGUCAGAUGUGUGAGUCACAUGGUUGAAACCAGGAAAAGGGGAAGUGAUAUCAAACCACAGUCGCUUCCUUUGUCCAUGCAGUCGAGCAGACACACAGUUCUCUCGACCUGAAAGGCAGCAGCUUAUCAAAGAUGAUAAGAAACCAAGGGGAACAGCUAUUCUCCAAUGUCUCCAGAAUUGAUGACUGUCAAAGUGGAAUCUCUGUGGAGUUCUUCCUGCAUCUUUCACUCUUACCAUCAGUGGUGAUUGUAGGGGUGCUGUCGUUCCUCCAGAAAAGACCCCAGAAAUUUGCCAUUGACCACAGACUGGCCUUCCUAAAGGGGCGUUUUGCUAUUGUAGUGCCUUUGGAUACUAUAGGCAGCCUCAGUAAUCGAUGGUCCUAUGGCUUCGCAUAUGGUGCAGUUUCCAGCAGUGUCCUGCUGCUCUUCUCUGAACGUUACCUCCUCUUCGAUGUCCCAAACUGGGCCAGAGCUAUAGUGUAUCUGAUUGGAGCUUUAGAAGUGGGCCUGGCAUAUUUCCCUUUCUUUGCCUGUUUGUCCACACCAUUCAGAAUGGUCGGAGCAGUGCUGGGAAUACUCUACUCUGUGGGCUGGAUCAUCGUUACAGUCUGGGAUACAUUCACCUGUCCCGACGGUAAGAUUUUGGGGAGAUACCAGAAGAUCAUUUCCCAGUGGCCCUGCAUCCUCUCCUUCAUUUUCCUCCUGGGACGAUUUCUUUAUAUACUGAUUAAAGCUGUUCGAAUACGUCUGCAACUGGAACCAGAGGACCCUGAAGAGCUGAAUGAACAACACCAGGUCCAGCAUGUUAAGAGACUGCUGAGGAAAACACAGAGUAGGCCGCUCACCUGGUUCGAGAGGCGAGUGUAUGACUGGGACCCUUACUUCAAGUUUCCCAACAGGCUCAUUGGCACUGCAAUUAUUUCCCUUAUAGGCCUAUAUAUGAUGACACUUGCGGACUACAGCCUCAGUGAUGUUGCUUUUGACCAAGUAGAGAGGUGGAAGAAUACACUACAACAGCUGGUGACCUCCUGUAACCAAACCGAGCCUGUGGAAGUCAUGAUACCACAGCUGGAAGAAUUCCUUGACGUGGCCAGGAUAUCCUGGCUAGCCACCACCAUCUUUGCCAGUCUCAACUCUGUUGCCUACACCUUCCAUAUUUUAGUAUGUUACAGGAAACACUUGAAGAGAUUGUGGAAAGGACAGAAGAGUUUUAUCCCUGAGAAGUUUCACAAACCUCGCUCUGCUGUCAGUGUGGCUUCCAUUGCAAGAUACUCUGGGUGGCAAAUAGCUUUUACACUGUGGGGGUACCUGAUAGUCCAUUUUGUCUACUUCCUCUUUGCUAUGCUGUUAGCCUAUGCGCUGAUUCUUCCUGUAUUGCAUGGAAAUGUGGUGGCCAUGCUGAACACCCUGGGAACAAUACUUCUGACCAUCGCUCUGGUGAUCGGCCUGGUGAUUCUCCAGGUAGCUAUGGUUCAGAUCUUCUUCCUUCAGAACAAAAUGUCUCCCACAGAUAAGGAGAAACCUCUGGCUCUCAACAACAGGAAGGCGUUCCACUGCUUCAACUACUUCUUCUUCUUCUACAAUGUGGUGAUGGGAAUCAGCACCUGCAUACUGAGACUACUGUGUAGCAUAGUGGUGGGAACAUGGCUUGUGUCCCGUAUAGACCGAACCAUAAUGCAGAGGGGAUAUGAAACCAUGGAUGCCGGUUACAGUACAUGGAUUGGGAUGAUCUUUGCUGACCAUUAUCAUAACAACCCAGUCAUGGUAUGUUUCUGCCAGCUGCUGAUCUCCAACAAGCUGGAGAAGCACCACACAUCUGCAUAUGCCACAUUCAGCGAUGCUAUGCCAGAAUCCAAUGUUAAUAACCGGGCGAGGAGGCGUUGGGUGUUGUUUUAUACCUUAUUGAAGAACCCUCGUCUGAUCCUACUCAGGAAGCACCACCUCUCUGCAUCUUCUUCAUCGUCAUCACCAUCCCAAUCUGCCCCAUCAGAAACUGUGGUACGGGCUUGCGUCAUGGCAUCUCAAACACAGAACAGCCUAACAGGGUUGCAGUCACUACCAGAGAUCACAGUCACACCAGCAGAAGAUUGUUAAGAAAAGCACUUCCAUAGAUUCUGGCCUCAAACAUGAAUGCCAUGACCUUCAGUGGUUUCUUUAAAUGUUGCAGAGAAAAAACUGUGGGAUUUUCAGUGAGUCUGCUUUGAAUGCUAUCCUUUUUCAUAAGCCAGUGGAUCUGAUGUUAUUUGUCACCUGGGUCAUUCCGUGUUAACUCAGCAAGAUUGGGGGAGAUCAGCUGCUUGACCAUCUCAGAAUAUCUUGAAAGUUUGUAGGAAUGAUCUGCCCAUUUAUUUUGGCUGAAAUUCCCAAAUUUUCCCUAUGUUUCACCCAGUGGAAAGUGCUGAUAAAAUCAAGUGUGAGUUGGCAAUUGGAUGAGAGGCCACUUUCAGAUGUUCUUAUCUCUUGACACAUACGUCCUAAAGUCUUCAAACUUUCAGGAGAUGUUCAGACGUUUCUGGUGACUUCACUUUUGCUUAAGAUCUCUCAAAUUAAGGAUUUAUUUAGAAAUCAUUAUCAAAAAGUUGGAAAAUAUAUGUCUAAUACAUAGGAUCUAUUUGAUCAAUUUAAUUGUGAGAAUAAUAUCUGAAUGACAUUACUAAUGCUUUGAAAGCUUUCAUAUGUUAAUAAAAAUGGGAGUCAUGGCCAAUUAAAGUUGACACAGGUAAAAAAAAAGUCAUUAAUUUUCAAACGGCCAGAUGGACAUCUUGAAUUAUGCGUAGGCUGAUGAAAUUUAGAAUAGUAAGAGAUGGAAGUAUCAUCUACUUGUGUGCCAACUUUCGCUGAGUUGACAUGGAAUGACCCACCUACAUCAACAUCUUCAAGGAACUUUCUGACUUAAGACUUACAGGACAUACUGUUGACAAUGUGAUUGUAUUAGGUCACCAGUUUGUCAACUCAGAAUAACAUACUUUAAAAAAAAAAAAAAAAAAAAGGUAAUCCAGAGUAAUAUACUGAUUUGGGUUUAAUUUAAUAAGAUUGUGAAUACUAGUGGCACAGAAUAAUUGCAGCAGUUUAAGUGGUUUCAUAGAUUUGUGUUGUCUGUAAUAUGUAAGCUUGUAUUUGACUUGUUCAUUACUGGUCAGAACUAACGCAUUAGCUGUAAAUUUUAAAAUGUGAAUUUAAGUGAAAUUUCUGCUGCUACACUGUAUGUAAACACUGUCAAGGUUUGUACAUAAUCACAACCACUGUCUAUUCUGGAUAUGGAUCUGGUGCUUUGCAGCUGGGUAUUUUUUUUGCAAAGUUUAUUUUAUUUAGAUUAUGUGUGCAAUGCUACACAGCAAUUCUGCUUUUUUCUGGGUUUGUAUUGUGAAAUCUAACUGGUUAUAAACAUUUAUGCACAACCUUUGUAUAUUCUCAAUAAAUAUUUGGUUGCAAUAAA
Molecule: messenger RNA, 3725 nt
Organism: Amphiprion ocellaris (clown anemonefish)
Lineage: Eukaryota; Metazoa; Chordata; Actinopteri; Pomacentridae
Gene: stra6l
Product: STRA6-like
Exons: 18
Coding region: 422-2383 (653 amino acids)
Biological process (GO): vitamin A import into cell
Cellular component (GO): plasma membrane
Molecular function (GO): signaling receptor activity; retinol transmembrane transporter activity
Source: RefSeq, a predicted model, not a curated record